GGCUAUAUUUGAAAGGUGAGACAUGAGAGCAUCAUGCUAAGUACAGUAAUUGAAACACACAGAAACAGAACAACAGAACAGAGAAAGAGAGAUAGAAAAGAUGGCUUCAGACGAGGGACAAGUGAUUGCGUGCCACACCGUUGAGUCAUGGAACGAGCAACUCCAGAAGGCUAAUGAUUCCAAAACUCUUGUGGUGGUUGAUUUCACGGCUACUUGGUGUGGACCAUGUCGUUUUAUCGCUCCAUUCUUUGCUGAUUUGGCUAAGAAACUCCCCAAUGUGCUAUUCCUCAAGGUUGAUAUUGAUGAAUUGAAGUCGGUGGCAAGUGAUUGGGCGAUAGAGGCGAUGCCAACCUUCAUGUUUUUGAAGGAAGGGAAGAUUUUGGACAAAGUUGUUGGAGCCAAGAAAGAUGAGCUUCAAUCUACCAUUGCCAAACACUUGGCUUAAGCUUUUCAGUCUAAUGUCUUAAGAUGUUGGAUUAAUUACUCUCUAUUGUCUACUCUUGACGUGUUAUAACUUGUUCCCCAUUGUUAUCUAUGUUUCCGGACUAAUCUCAGCACUUAUCCUAUAUGGACUCUAUCACGUGCUUCAACAAGAUUUGGUUCCAUUCGAUAUUA
This is a messenger RNA of Capsella rubella, 615 nucleotides long. RefSeq names its product thioredoxin H1. The transcript is spliced from 3 exons. The coding region runs from base 101 to 445 and encodes 114 amino acids. The record is from RefSeq and is a predicted model, not a curated record. NCBI's taxonomy places the organism in Eukaryota, Viridiplantae, Streptophyta, Magnoliopsida, Brassicales, Brassicaceae. Gene Ontology annotation, molecular function: protein-disulfide reductase activity.